This is a messenger RNA of Olea europaea var. sylvestris, 887 nucleotides long. RefSeq names its product auxin-responsive protein SAUR50-like. The coding region runs from base 112 to 468 and encodes 118 amino acids. The record is from RefSeq and is a predicted model, not a curated record. Lineage: Eukaryota; Viridiplantae; Streptophyta; Magnoliopsida; Lamiales; Oleaceae. Gene Ontology annotation, biological process: response to auxin. The transcript has a single exon.
ACGGACCUUCUUUCUCAUUUCCCAAACCCCACAAAUUCCAGUCUUCUUCUCCAUUUCUUCAUCAAGAAUCAAUCUCUCUUCCUUUCGGAGAAACUUCAGCUCCUAUAUAAAAUGGCAAAAGGAGGCAAACUCACCAAGCUCAAGUCCAUGCUAAAGAAAAUGCAAUCUUUCAAGCUCGGCCGCUCCAAUGAGACCUCUAUCAACAAUUUCUUAGAUGAUGAUGAAACUGCCCCCGGAAAAGACCUCCACCCCGUCUAUGUGGGCAAGUCACGGCGGCGCUACCUCAUCACCACCGAUGUCAUGGACAACCCACUCUUCCGUGAGCUGGUGGAGCGGUCCGGGGCCUCUGGUGACAUGAUCACGGUCGGGUGUGAAGUUGUGCUUUUCGAGCAUUUGCUUUGGAUGCUGGAAAAUGCUGAUCCUCAGCCUGAAUCCUUAGACGAGCUUGUCGAGUUUUAUUCGUGUUAAUGCAUUUAUUAACUGAAAAUAACUUGUGUUCUAUGGAUCAUUCCUAUAUAUGGUAUAUAGUUUCUAAAUAUUAAUGUUUUUUUCUAACCUAGUCUCGUUUUCCUUUUUUUAAUAAAGCAAGAUAAUUUCUCCCUAAAAUGAUAAUACCAGACAGUGAUGGAGGAUGGUGUAACAUUCAAAGUAUACUAUGGAAGAGACUAGAGCUAAGCCAUUUUACUGGAAUCAUCUUAAUUAAGGAAAAUCCUAAUGUGUAUCAUAUCAAUAAUUUCAGUUGUAUUGUUGAUGUUAUUUGUUCAUCAUUUCAAUUUGUAGUUCCCAUAAGGCAUGUUAACGAUAAGAAAAUAUUUAUUUACUCAAUCGAACGAAAAUAAAAUUUAAUUUGACUUUUUGUUGUCUCUUUUACCAUAAACAUUUAGAAC